AUGAAGUUCUUUCUAUUGCUUUCAGCCAUUGGGUUCUGCUGGGCUCAGUAUGCCCCAAAUACCAAAUCUGGACUGACAUCUAUUGUCCACCUGUUUGAGUGGCGCUGGGUUGAUAUUGCUCUUGAAUGUGAGCGAUACUUAGCUCCCAAAGGAUUUGGAGGGGUUCAGGUCCAUAUUUAUGUGGAUGCUGUCAUUAAUCAUAUGAGUGGAAGUGGUGUGGCUGCAGGAACGAGCAGUACUUGUAGAAGUUACUUCAACCCUGGAACUAGGGAUUUUCCAGCAGUCCCAUACUCUGCUUGGGAUUUUAAUGAUGGUAAAUGCAAAACUGGAAGUGGAGAAAUUGAGAGCUAUAAUGAUGCUUCUCAGGUCAGAGAUUGUCGUCUGGUUGGUCUUCUUGAUCUUGCACUGGGGAAAGAUUACGUGCGCUCCACAAUUGCUGACUAUCUAAACCAUCUUAUUGACAUUGGUGUAGCAGGGUUCAGAAUCGAUGCUUCGAAGCACAUGUGGCCUGGAGACAUAAAGGCAGUUCUGGAUAAACUGCAUAAUCUGAACACAAACUGGUUCCCUGCAGGAAGUAAACCCUUCAUUUACCAGGAGGUAAUUGAUCUGGGUAGUGAGCCAAUUCAAAGCAGUGAGUACUUUGGAAAUGGCCGUGUGACAGAAUUUAAGUAUGGUGCAAAACUAGGCACAGUUCUGCGCAAGUGGAAUGGAGAGAAGAUGGCUUACUUAAUGAACUGGGGAGAAGGCUGGGGUUUCAUGCCUUCUGACCGAGCACUUGUCUUUGUGGAUAACCAUGACAACCAGCGAGGGCACGGAGCUGGGGGGGCAUCUAUUCUUACAUUCUGGGACCCCAGACUAUACAAAAUGGCAGUUGGAUUUAUGCUUGCUCAUCCCUAUGGAUUUACACGAGUCAUGUCAAGCUACCGUUGGGCAAGACAUUUUGUGAAUGCAAAUACUACUUGUGGCAAUGACUGGGUCUGUGAACAUCGAUGGCGUCAAAUAAGGAACAUGGUUAUGUUCUGUAAUGUAGUUGAUGGCCAACCUUUUACAAACUGGUGGGAUAAUGGUAGCAACCAAGUAGCUUUUGGAAGAGGAAACAGAGGAUUCAUUGUCUUUAACAAUGAUGACUGGGCAUUAUCUUCAACUUUGCAAACUGGUCUUCCCGCUGGUACAUAUUGUGACGUUAUUUCUGGAGAUAAAGUUCGUGGUGAUUGUACAGGAAUUAAAGUCUAUGUUUCUGGUGAAAAAAAAUAA
This is a messenger RNA of Hippopotamus amphibius kiboko, 1254 nucleotides long. RefSeq names its product alpha-amylase 2B-like. Gene Ontology annotation, biological process: carbohydrate metabolic process. NCBI's taxonomy places the organism in Eukaryota, Metazoa, Chordata, Mammalia, Artiodactyla, Hippopotamidae. Gene Ontology annotation, molecular function: alpha-amylase activity; cation binding. The record is from RefSeq and is a predicted model, not a curated record.